Lingula anatina is the source of this 945-nucleotide messenger RNA. RefSeq lists its product as uncharacterized. Gene Ontology annotation, molecular function: protein binding. NCBI's taxonomy places the organism in Eukaryota, Metazoa, Brachiopoda, Lingulata, Lingulida, Lingulidae. The record is from RefSeq and is a predicted model, not a curated record.
UUCAAGUUUGUAGUUGUAUUGUGGUUAUUUUCCCUGGGAAAUAUACAAGGCCAGACAUCGUGUCCAAACACACCUUGUUCAAUGCCACUUCAAUAUGUCUGUGGAGAUGAUGGAAAAACCUACUUUUGUCAGAGCUAUGUGAACUAUAAGAACUGCAGAGACAAGACCAGUAUUAGGGUCGUGCACAGUGGAACAUGCGGAAGUGUCCCAAACCAGUCCAACACCAGUCAGAUGACAGGCAAACCUACCACAAACCAACCCAGUUCUACUGCAAAACCAGUUAUUAACUACUGUGCUCAGAAUUGUUCUGACAAACCUGGAUUUUACUGCGAUAGUAAAGGAGGGAAAUAUGGAAGCCAGUGUGCUCUGCACCGAGUCCUGUGUAUCGUUCAGAAAAUACCAUUCUCAAGCCUAAAGGAAGUGCCAUGCAUUCCAGCAGAAUGGAGCAAAUGGAUUAAAAUUCCUCUCGACAUUGCAAAAGAAGUUGGAUCCAAUUUUAUUAAGAUUCCUGUAAACCUUGCAAAUGUAAUAUUGCCCAUCAUUGGGUAAAUAUGUCUGUGACAACUGACAUUUGUUCCCAUGAGGAAUUUAAGAUAUUUGAACCACACUGGUAUAGAAAACCAUGCCUAGGAUACAUACAACAUUGAACAUAUUUAGUGAUGCAGAUAAGUGACUAAGUAGCAAUUGACAUACUGUUAUAAAUUGACAGCAUUCAUUUUUGAAUUCAUGUUUGCCUAUAAAAAGUACAUUUAUGGAUAAUAUAAGUACUGGCAUGUGCAUUUUAUUUCUUGUGUCCUGUAUAUAUUUUUUCAUUUUUUGUAACUUGUUACUUUUUAAUUCAUUCCCUGUUAAAAAGUAACACCUUUAAAUAUGAUCAUAAUGUUUUGUGACAUUUUAUAGCCAAAUCUCUUUACACUUGUUCCAAAAUAAAAUUAGUUGCUGAUA